AGUCAAGCGCUCCUCGUCAUCCGUGUGUUGGUUGCAAUAUGGAUUCGAAGAUGCUAACACUCGUCUUAUUCUGCUCUGCCACGAGUCUGGCCAUGGCGGCAUCCAGCGGCAUCCAGCAGCCUCCAGCAGCCCAGACGCCUCCGCCGCCAGCCGUGUACGAGGUCCUGGGAGUCCUGGAACUGGAGUCCACCCCGAGCAAGCACGACCAGAUCAUGACGACCAUGCUGGACAUCCUGCCGGACAUCAACCGGAUGAUGCAAGCCAUGACCGUCGACUCGACCAUCUCAGCCAACACGACCGAAGGCGAGAGGACGAGGCGCGUCCACCACAUCAUCCAGACGGCCAUAGCCAUGAGCCGGAUGAUCCUGGAGGCGCACGCCGAGGCCGACGGCAGCGAGGUGUCCACGGAGGACCUCCAGAGGCUGAAGGCUGUGGAAACGGAGGCUUACAAGAUGGCCCAGUAUUACAUGGCCAACUACCUGUCCACUCUCCCUAACUGCUAUUGCACUGAGACUGAAGGGGUUCGAGAAACUUCUGUGGCCUCCAGCGGGGAGGGAGCGCCCCCUGCUGCUAAACUUCCUCCUCCUAAGUCAAAACUCGCUAGAGUAGAACCUCUUGCAAGACCCGUUGCAAGGGCACCGCCCCCACCUCCUGCAGGCAGUGUGAAUUUCCAGCCUGUAAGUCAGCCAAGUGCCCCACAGAACCUGCAGUUCAACUCCUUAUCUAAUCUACUGAAAUCUCUUCCUGUAGGAACUAGGGUGCUAUGACGGGCAAUAAAUAAAAAAAAAACUAAAUAAAUAUGUAAAAAAAAGUGUUAUGCUACAAUGAAAGUUUGAAAAACGAUUAUAAAAAGAAGUCCUCAUAAAUAUAGAAGGAAUCAUUCGAAGUUACGUACAAUAUAAUUUUCUCUUGGCAUGUAGCAAUUUAAACCUACAUCAUUUAGAUUUACUAUCAUAACGUUGCUUCUAUUCCUCAGUGAUCUACAAAAAACAGAAGUGUUAACAAUGCAUCCUAAAUUGUAAAUAUGUAAAAAUUGUAAAUAAA
This is a messenger RNA of Macrobrachium nipponense, 1044 nucleotides long. RefSeq lists its product as uncharacterized. Lineage: Eukaryota; Metazoa; Arthropoda; Malacostraca; Decapoda; Palaemonidae. Bases 39 to 767 code for a protein of 242 amino acids. The transcript has 2 exons. The record is from RefSeq and is a predicted model, not a curated record.